Molecule: messenger RNA, 3106 nt
Organism: Podarcis muralis (Common wall lizard)
Lineage: Eukaryota; Metazoa; Chordata; Lepidosauria; Squamata; Lacertidae
Gene: SACK1E
Product: family with sequence similarity 83 member E
Biological process (GO): signal transduction
Molecular function (GO): protein kinase binding
Source: RefSeq, a predicted model, not a curated record
UCCCAAACUGGUGGAGCAUCGGAGUGAGGUCGAUUUACUGCCCUUUCACAAUUUAUAAUGAAAUGGUAGAUGAGCACAACCACCAAAUCGUUGACUGGGAGAAAACACAACAUCUACAGAAUUAAGGAUAUGUAAAUUAAAUUUUAAAAAUUUCCAAAACUGUAUGGGUGCUUGGACAAAGGGGAAGUUAUAUCACUCACAAUGAAUGACAUCACAGAAAGCAGCCAACUGGUGCUCUUGAGAAGCGGUCAAUCACCUUUAUGCAGCCUUGAGGGAUACAGUGCAUACAGGUGCAACAAAUGGGAACUAAAUGCGUAUUACCACCCACACUCCAAAGCAAUGUUUGUGCAUAAAUGUCCUGUGUCUGGAGACAUGGCUCCAAGUGUGAUCUGAUCAUGCAGAUAUCCCAAGAACCAAGGAGAAAAUAGGGGGUGUCGCCUACACCCCUAGUCAUGCAAAUGAAGGGGACAACCAGAGCUCACCUCUCUCCCACCCCACCCCUGCUUGGUAUGCAAUUGUCUCAUUAAUUAAAAUUCUCCGCAGGCUGCAUUGUUUGCUUACAGGGGAGGGCGAUUCCUCUAAGCUACCUUGGCAGCCAGACUCCUAACAGGUGCUUUGCAAAUAAUCAAUCCCUGGGCUUCCGGGAUCGGUGAGCUGCUUCUACUCUCCACCUGGCAACAAGCGCAGGAAGGGCAGCUGCUGAAGACAACUCCAAAAGUCGGUUUGGACAGAAAGAGAGUGUGUUGGGCAUUCCAUGGCUUCCCUCUGAGCACAGUCCUGGAUACAGCAUCUCAUGAGGAAGAGCAAUAAACAGGGGACUUAAAAGAGGAUAUACACCCGGAACUCCUAAGCAAGCAGGAACUGUGGCCGUACAAAGGGAUGCCCCCCGAUUCAACCGAGGAGAUGCACCUGCAGCUGUGAAAGGACGCCCUUCUUUAAACUGGUGGCUUCCUCCUCACCUCCCUGGGAAAGCAAUUUCCACCCACUGCAUAACAGGAAAAUCAGCCUGCAGAAGAUAUGUUCAGUUGUGACCCUGUCACACAUCUGAAUGGCUGAGAUCUAAGAAGCUGAGCAGGCCAUGGCAGGUUCCCAGGUCCUCUGCUUGGAGAGCGAAGAGCCGUAUGCUAAAGUAACGGAAUCGAACCCUGAAUUUUAUUAUUGUGAGGGUCAGCGGGUAGCCCUCGAAGCGCUGCUCGCUAAAGGCGAAGAGGCGUUUAAGGAGUGCGUCUCCCAGGAAAAGCUGCGCCCCUUUCUGUCAGAUGGAGAGCUGCAGGAACUGAAGGCAGCUGUAGAAGACUCGCGGGCUCCCUCGCCAGGUGGAAUUGGCAAUGGUGGCCACGGGGGCAAGGGAUCAAGCCUCAGCUACUGGCCUGGACGUUCGGACGAGCCUACCCCAGAGCUGGAGCUAGGGUGGCCGGAGAACAGCGUUUGGAAAGGGAUUACCCGUGUGGAGGUCUAUACCCACCCACCAGGAGAGGGAGCGCCCCACAUCAAGGAGCUGGUGCGAAGAUACAUCCAGCAAGCCAACAAGGUGAUUGCCAUUGUCAUGGAUGUUUUCACGGACCCCGACAUCCUCUUAGAUCUGUAUGAUGCAGCACUCAGGCGCCGAGUCCCCGUCUACAUCAUUCUCAGCAGAGAGCAUCUUGCCUCCUUCCUCACCAUGGCUGAGAAAACAUGCCUUAAUGUCCGUCACACAGAGAAUCUGAGAGUCCGAGUCAUUCGGGGUUGCACUUUUCAAAGCAGACAGCAGAAGCAGGUCACAGGGACCGUGAAGGAGAAAUUUGUCCUGGUUGACGGGGAAGUCGUGAUCACUGGCAGCUACAGCUUCACGUGGACAGAUGCUCGCUUGAACCGCCAGCUGGUCACUCAGCUUACAGGAGAAGUGACAGGGGCAUUUGACCGGGAGUUCCGCAUCUUAUAUGCUGCCUCUUGUCCCCUGCCAGCCCUAGAAAUUUCACCUAGACUCCAGCCUGCUUCGAGCCUGGCUCCAUUACCAAGUACCAAUGGGCCAGAUAUCACUCCGUACGUCAGCGUCCUGGAUGGGGUGCAGCUGUCCAACCGCAUUGCAGAGCGACGCUCCGUGGCCCCUCAACCCGUGGCCAAGAGCCACGCUGGAGAGUGGGAGUUAGUAUUGGCCUCCCCUGCUACGGCGGAAGACCCUGUGCUACCCACCCCGCCUCCAGAGGUGUCUAUUCGAAACAGACUGGCAUCAUGGCGUGGCACAGACCUUUCAGGAGGCGGCCUGCAUGGAUCCCCUGAUGGGCAGAAUGCUCUUAGCGAUAUACUUAAGAGCGUACACCGGACUCGGCGUUCAGCAGCCAAGACCACAGGGGCUCGUGCUAGUAAGUCCCUGUGGGACCUCAGCCAGAUCUCCGGAACCAGCACAACAGGAAGGGGGUGGAAUGGGAUAGACUCAGCAGAAGAAGCUAAGAAAUGGGGUUACCAGGACACACCAGCAAGAGAGCUGAUGAAACAGCGAGGGACUGGCUAUGCCCCAGAGGAACCAAGGAUGCCCGUUUACCUGGCACCUGGGCGUAUGACCCCUUCCUCUGGCUACUUGCCUCUAGGAAGACUACAAGGACAGCUGUAUCAUAAUCCUGCCACUACAGGUCUAUCGCGGGCUUGGCCACACCCAGGACAGUUCCAGUACGGCCAUCAGCUACGAUACUGAAACCUCUCUGAAAAUCUCAAGGCAGGGGAAAAAAAUACUGGGAGGAUAAUCUGGAACAGACUGGAAUAUUUCCUAGAGGAACAACAGUUUAUAGAGAGAUUAUUCAUGUGACAGGACAGAAUAGUCAGAGAUGGCUAUAAAACUGUGGUUUCUAGCUUUUAAUAAAAUAUACUGGGAGACUUUUCUAUCUGAUGAACACCGACCCCAGUGAACUGCAGAAUGAGAUCCUAAACUGUGACAAGCAUGUUUUAGUGAGAUUUUAAGUUUCAUCUGCCAAUGAGGGAAGCCAAACACUUUUCCUUCAAUGCAACUACACUAGAGCAAUUCAAGUUUGUGUAGGAUGAACAAGCAGGAGAUUUGUAAACUUACACUGAUGAGCUGCUCAAGGGAUGCUGGGUGCAGCUACUGAGACAAUAAAAAGAAUAUAUAAACGAU